Molecule: messenger RNA, 2105 nt
Organism: Tyto alba (common barn owl)
Lineage: Eukaryota; Metazoa; Chordata; Aves; Strigiformes; Tytonidae
Gene: TTC38
Product: tetratricopeptide repeat domain 38
Exons: 15
Coding region: 30-1460 (476 amino acids)
Molecular function (GO): protein binding
Source: RefSeq, a predicted model, not a curated record
CGGGAGGCGCGGAGCCGCCGUGGGGGAUCAUGGCGCCGCUGAGGGACUGCAAGUCUUCAGAUGUAACUACAACUGCACAAAAGGCCUGGGAGGAUGCUGGACUUGUUCUGUCCACGACUAGCAAUGAAGCCUGUAAACUAUUUGACGCUGUGCUGACCCAGUAUGCAACUUGGACCAAUAAUGAGAGCCUUGGAGGUAUUGAGGGAUGUCUCUCCAAGUUAAAAGCAGCAGAUCCAAAGUUUACAAUGGGACAUGUCAUUGCUAAUGGUUUGGAGUUGAUUGGCACUGGAAGUUCAGUGCGGCUCAACAAAGAACUGGACAGUGCGAUGAGAACGAUGACGACGCUUUCAAAAUCACAGCCCCUGACUGAGCGGGAGAAGCUUCAUGUGUCAGCAUUGGACAUGUUUGCCAGGGGCCAGCUUCCGAAAGCUUGUGAUCUAUGGGAACAGAUUCUUCAGAGCCACCCAACUGACCUGCUAGCCCUCAAAUUUUCCCAGGACACUUAUUUCUACCUGGGACAUCAUAUACAGAUGCGAGAUUCUGUUGCCAGGGUUUAUCCUUUCUGGACACCUGAUGUGCCACUAAGCAGCUACGUGAAGGGCUACUACUCUUUUGGACUCAUGGAAACAAACUUUUUUGAUCGUGCUGAGGAGCUUGCCCAUGAGGCUUUGGCUAUAAAUCAGACAGAUGCAUGGUCUGUUCAUACUGUAGCUCACAUAAAUGAAAUGAAAGCAGAGGUGAAGAAAGGGUUAGAAUUCAUGAAGGAAACGGAAACCAACUGGAAGAACAGUGAUAUGCUUGCUUGCCACAAUUACUGGCACUGGGCUUUAUACUUUAUUGAAAAGGGUGAAUAUGAGGCCGCUUUGACAAUUUAUGACAAUCAUAUUGCUCCCCGGUGUCUGUCAAGUGGAAGCAUGCUGGAUGUAGUAGAUAACUGUUCGAUGCUCUACAGGCUUCACCUGGAAGGUGUAAAGCUUGGAGACAGGUGGAACAAUGUUCUCAAGCUUACAAAGAAGCACACCAGAGAUCACAUCCUUCUGUUCAAUGAUGUGCACAUCUUGAUGUCCUCACUUGGAGCCAAAGACCACAAAACUACUGAUGAGCUUUUAACGACUCUUCAGGAACUUGCCAAAGCACCUUGUGAAGACCAUGAGCUUUCCCUGGCUCCUAGUCUGGGGUUGCCUCUGUGCCAGGCUUUUGUAGAGUUCGAAAAGGGAAAUUGUGACAAAGCUGUAGACCUGCUGUACCCAAUCCGUUAUCAGCUAAUCCAACUGGGAGGCAGUAAUGCGCAGAGGGAUGUUUUCAGCCAGUUACUGAUUCAUGCUGCUUUAAAUUCUAAAUCACAAGCCAAACAAAACCUUGCAAGGUGCCUCCUGAGAGAACGGGAUGUGAUGAGACCAAAUUCACCAAUGACGGAGCGACUUAUUAGGAAGGCAGCAGCCGUUCAUUCAAUGGCAUAAAAACCUUUCAUCUGUGCUUCAGCUGAAAGAGCAAUAAGCUUACCAAUCAAAGUCUGGGUGCAGGGAGUGGAGGGGUGCUAUGCUGUAAACCAUGCUAGAGAUUCACGGUAGGUAAGUCAGAGAUCUGACAACAGUUCUCUUAAAAUACAGAGCUGUUGUGUUUCAAGAGGUUGUACCUUAGACGAUUCCACAAGAAGGAAGAAGAUAACCUGGUGCUAACGCACAGCUUUCUAGAGCUUCCUGGGGCACUGCUUUUCUGGUAUAUUUUUCUGAAAGUUCCCUCUGACCCUGAUUAUAUACAGUGGAGUAACAGUGCCUGAAUUUCAGUCAUUUGUUGGCCCAACUUGUUACUUCAUUAAUAUGUUAAAUAAUCAGUUAAUUGCUCAGGUAAUUCAAAUGGACUUUUUAAACAUAACUAAUAGGAACGUAGGGGGCCAGAGCCAAUACAGGCAUCAACUGAAUUCCAUAUCAAGCUUCCAGUCCAUUUGGGCAUGAGUCACAGACUCUGGCAUUACAGAUCUGUCUGCAUUCAGGAUCUCUUUCCAGGUGCAUAUUUUUAAACUCCCCCUAUAAAAUGUUAAACCUUUUAUUUUCAAUAUAGCACCUAAAUGUUAAACCUCUUAUUUUCAAUAUAGCACCUCAGAG